Dicentrarchus labrax (European seabass) is the source of this 3154-nucleotide messenger RNA. RefSeq names its product pyrin. The coding region runs from base 72 to 1532 and encodes 486 amino acids. The transcript has 2 exons. Gene Ontology annotation, molecular function: zinc ion binding; protein binding. The record is from RefSeq and is a predicted model, not a curated record. NCBI's taxonomy places the organism in Eukaryota, Metazoa, Chordata, Actinopteri, Moronidae.
CGUGUUCUUCCUGUUUCAGGAAAUAAAACUGUGAUGACGACUUCUCUCCAAACAACAGCCGACAAACAAAUAUGGAGAACAAAGACUUCAGAAACAAGGUUCCUUGUGACCUCUGCAGUAAGACAGCUCUGAAAUCCUGCCUGGUUUGCCUGGCUUCUUAUUGCAACGAUCACCUGCAGCCACAUCACACAGUUCAUGCCUUGAAGUGGCACAAUCUGAUCAACCCCGUGGCGACCCUCGAGGACAGGGUGUGCAAGAAACACAGCAAGACAAAAGAGUUUUUCUGCAGGAAAGACAAGAGCUGCAUUUGCGUUGUGUGCUUGAGGGAUGACCACGUGAUGCACAAAGCCGUCUCUCUAGAGGAAGAGUUUAAGGACAGGAAAACUAAGCUGACGCGUGUGAAGAAGCAAGUCAAGGACACUCUGAAAAAGAAGUCUGCGAUGGUUCAGGGAAUUCAAAACUCAGUGACGCAAGGUCGGCAAGAGGUGGACAGAUCUAAAGCCGAAACUAUUAAAGCCUUCAAUGCUCUGGUGGGCUUGAUUGAGACGCAAAAGGUUUGGCUGAUUCAGCUGCUGGAGGACAAGCAGAAAGCAGCAGAACAGCAGGCGGAAGCGCUCAUCAGACAACUACAGCUCGAGAUCACAGAGGACCAUCGGAAGAGCACCGAGCUGGAGGAGCUCUCCAAGACCGAGGACGACUUUAGACUCCUCCACGGCCUCCCGUCUGUUCCUCACCAUUCAAACACGACACACUGCUUCAUCGCCAGAGCCCAGUGUCUCCUGCAUGUAGAGACAGUGAGGAGUGCUGUGGCGAAGAUGGAGGAUACGCUGAACGAACAGAUGGCAAAUAUUAUCAGAGAAGUCAAUCUGGUGGAUAAAGAGGAGCCGGUUAAGGAACAGAUGCAAAUGGAGGAUGUGUUUGGUGAUGAGUUGGGGAAUAUCCAGCGGCAACAUGCAAAGAAUGUGACUCUGGACCCGAGCACGGCACACCCCUCCCUCCUUGUGUCCGAGGACGGGAAACAGGUGAGCUACGGAGGCAGAAAUAGGGAAGUCCCGACCAACCCCAAAAGGUUUGACUCCCUCCAUUUUGUCCUCGGAAACGAGGGGUUUUCUUAUGGCAAGUUCUACUACGAAGUUACACUUCAGGGGCAAACUGACUGGGAAGUCGGAAUGGCAAGAGAGACCAUCGGCAGGAAGGGUCUUAAUGUGUCCCUCAGUCCUGAAAAUGGAUGCUGGACUCUGGGGUCGUAUUCGGGAUGCGUCCAGGCCAAUACAAACCCUCCCGUCCUUCUGUCCUUGUCUGAAGAGCCCCAAAAGGUUGGGGUCUUUGUGGAUUAUGAAGGAGGGUUGGUGUCUUUCUACGACGUGGAUACCAGGGAUCUGAUCUACUCCUUUACAGGAUGUGCCUUUAGUGUACCGUUCCUGAGUAAUCUACUCUCAUUCAGGAUCUACAGGACCAGGAUCUUCCCUUUAUUCCGACCCAGCACUGAGGAGGACAGUGACUGUGCUCCUCUACAGAUCACUCCUAUCUGAUCCUCAAACCAAAAGAUGUGAUUUAGUUUGUUAAAGACUUGCGUUACUUGCACAGACAAGUUUUAGUUGGGUAGUGGAGUCACAGGCAGAGAAAUCCUGUAAAAUAACUAAAAAUACAGUAAUUUUCUAUAAUUAAAAUAUAGUUUUUAGCUUUAAUUCUACAUAAAAUCUUGUAAUAUUUUGUCUCUUUAAUGUUUAAUUUAAGAUAUUUACACUGUAAAACCAAUGCAAUGAGCUAUAAAUACAUGUGAACUCUGCUAUAAUACAAUAAUCAGACUUACAUUUACAGCAGAGUGCUGUUAUUAUUGGAUUGUUAUUAUUUUAAUCCGAAUGUUAAAAGUUAUAGAACUGUAAUAAAGUCAUUAUCUGUGAGAUUACAGUAAUUAUUGCUGUUUUCACUGAUAAAAACUGGAUUUGGACAGUUUACCAAUGCUUAUACACUGAUAAACAACAUUUAUUCAAUGUUUCUGUUGUUAAAACUUUCAUAAUUAUACAAGAUAUGUCAAUUAACAAACAAAUCCAUGUAAAAUUACACAACAAAUACUUUUAAUGUCACUAAUUUUACAUAAUUUUAAAAAUAGUAAGUAAAUCAAGUAAAUCUUGAAUUUAACAGUUUAAUCUAGUUAAUAUCUGUGAAAAAUAUAAUUAUAAAUUUGCAAAUGUAUUUCAACUUAUGUGAAAAAAAGUUAAUUUUCUUUAAAUAAGCAGUAAUUUUAUGAUUAUUUACAGUUACAUAUUUAUCGCGUUAUUUUACAUUAGACGUGAAUUCACAGGAUAUUUUUGUAAUUAGUAUUUCCAUGUAAAAUAAACGUAAAAACCCCGUAAACUUACAGAUUUCUUUAUCACAGUGUAACUACGGUAGAGGUUGUCAGUAAAUGUGAAUCUGACAUCUGACCUAUGUAACCUUCAAAACCAUCGCCAUAUUCGGAGAUAAUGUUUGGGAUUUUUUCAGCAAAUUUGAGUGAAACACAGACUUUAACUGUACUUUAUCCGAAUUCAGAUGGGAAGUUUAAUGGUGCGUUCAAGUAAGUACGUUUUGCAAAAAUUGGUAUCAUGAUGUUGUUUAUGCAAUGUUUUAUAUAUAUGAGGUGAAUUUUUGCUUGCGUUUGGUGUGAAGAAUUUAGAUCAACUAAUUCCUAAAUCACUUGGGUUCCCCAGGUAAUUCUAGUUAAUUAUCUUAAAAGCAUUUCUUUAGUUUUAAAUUGAAUUAUCCAUUUUAGUUUUAUAGUUUAAUACAUUGUAUGUCCUGUUCAGUUUUGCUGCUUUAAAAUUAAAGUCUACUGGCAACAAGAAGACACCAGCAAAUCUAAUAGUACAACAUAAACUUUUUACAUGAAUUUAAUGACAAUGUACAAUUAAUAUAUUAUGUCAUAGUUAAUGUUAUAACUAUAUAAUAUUCUGUGUAGUGGAUAAUUACACAUUUUAUCACAUAACUGUGGGCAAUGUUUCUAUGGACAUACUAUGGAUACAAAUAAUCAAAACAGGAUUUUCUUUUAGACUGUUGGUUGGACAGAACAAACUAUUUAUAAGUGAUUAAAAUAACUUUGUGUUUGAGUUGUUUGUGGGGUUUUGUCAGUGAAGGAUCUUGUAAAUAAAGUUUGUUGUUAUUUGUACAAUUCAAA